AUGGAAGGCGAAUCUUCACCCGCAAACAAUUUGAUAUCGUCGAUCAAAAGGUUUAAUAACGACGGAAGAGAACACGGCACCAUUAAAGCUCUCCUAAAGAACUUUAUCCUACCCGAAACAAACAUGGCCGUAAAGGACAGACAAAGUGAUAACGAGAAAUGCAUUUACACGAUACCGAUACAGUCGUCACUGUCGCCCAAAAAUGCGAGAACUAACGCGCAACAAGUUUUCUUAAACUCAACCGUCAACAUACCUCAAAGGAAUCUAAGCAAAGAAGCUACAUUACACUACGCGCAAAUUGCUAUUACCACAGAAAGUGAAGACACAAGAAGUACAGGUGGAGGAAAAGAUUUUGAAAAAGUGCCGAGUGAACCAAAAAAUUUAAAAGACAUCUCGGCUACAUUAUCACCUACAGAUGUUGCAAGUAAUGUCAAGAAAAAAGUCGAACAGCAACAGAGAAAAGUAAGUUUUAAAAUAAAGAACGUUUCGACCACUUACAGGCGCCCACCUCUGGCAACUAAAACUACAAUGACAAUAAAGGGUAAUAAAGUGUCAGAAUUGACGAAAAAGUUUAACGAUUUGAUGAAAGAACCAAAUAAAGGGCCAUUAAAGCAGUCUAAACUUGCAAAAACUAUAGGAGAUUUACAGGUAGCGUCUCGAUGCUCAGUAAGUAACAGCUCCACUCCAUCUUCUACCUUGAGUUCUAGUCCUAAUAUCAAAAUCGUUGUACGACAUAGAAGAAGUUCUAAAAAACGUAAUAGCAAAAAACGAUGUUCAAGUAUGGAUUCAAUUGACAAAUUAUUUUUAACUGAAGGUUCUUCAGGUAAAGUCAGAAUAAUAAGGUCUAAAUCGGAUGGAAACAGGAUUCCGAAAUCACCAAAGAAAAGGUUAAAGUAUAAUGAUUCUAGUGAGCAACAAAGUGGUUCAGACUCUGUUGAUGGCACACCAAUCAAAUUAAAAGCCACGAACACAACUAUUGGAGAGGAUAAACAACAACAAGAACUCAAUGUUGUAAAAGAUGUUAUCAAGAAAUUUGAAUGUGAAAUUAUUGCUCACUCCUGUAAUUCAAAUAAUGCUUUAAUAAAACAUCAUAAUCUUACACAAAGCAGUAAUUCAACGAGUAUAACACCACGAAAAGAAAAGCCUAAAAUACCUGAAAAGAAAUCAUCAUUAGUUUUAACAAAAAAUCUUGUAGUUAAAGAUGGUGUUCCAAAAAUUAAAACGAUUAAACCAUUUUUAGGAGACACAAGUUUGCAACAAGAAAAUAGCAAAACAUAUUUGGAAAAUAUCAAAAAGAAAGAACCUAUUUAUGACAAGAAGAAAUAUAAAACUAAUUAUAUACACCCUGAAAAAUUAACCUUACGACCUGUAGAAAUUAUUCAAGAAGAUGCCGAUGAAUGUUUAGUGUCGAAAACAGUUAUAAAUGAACAAACUAUAGUCAUAUCAAAUAAAACAGAAAAAGAAGAUGAAACAGUUAUCAAGUCAAGUAUCACACCUAAUGAGUCUUUUCUUUGGAGACGAAAAAGUAACAGUCAAAUUUAUUCUGAUUGUGAUAAGACAGUUUCUGAAGGUCCUUAUGGUUUCGUUAGCGUAACAAUUAAUGAAACCACUUCCACGUAUGAAGAAGAAAUUAAUACUGUUAAGGAAUCUCAAGCAGAUGCAAACAAAGAAUCUCACGCUGGUUCAGCGACCGAAAAUCUCAAAUGUGACUUAAACUCAGAUUUUGAAACUAAUCUAGUCGAGGCUUUUAACAAAGAAGUACUUGUGGGUUUUACUACUCAACCGAAAAAAGAGGAGGUAAUCGAGGAUGAUUAUGAAGAACUAGAACCAAGGGACACUGACAAUAUAGUGAUAAUUCCUGUAAAAAGUAUUGAUAGAUCAUCAAAAAUAAAUUGUCCGUUACCUGAAAUACCAAAAGAGAGUCCGCAAUUGUCGCCUUCUAAGGAAGAAAACAUUUAUCAAUCACUUCUAGAAGCAAGAUCUCAUCCAGAAGGUGAUGAGAGCAGUCUACAUAAUUACGAGCUCUGCUUUAAUCAGUUCGAAGAGAGAACUCGAGGCGACGGUGACAGUGAUGAUGGUUACGAAUAUUGCAAAUCACCCAUUAAGCCCUACUGUCUUACUUCCAGUUCGGGAAUUCAAAUAGCUGAGGACUAUCAGCCAUACGGAACCGAAAACAACAAUAAAAAUUAUGCAAUUUCGAAAUCCGUCAGUGGAACUUCUACUGUAAGCUACGAGAAAAUUGGUUCAGAGAGGAUAUAUGAAAAAAUUCCUCCACGACUCAAAUCAAAAGAGGGCAGUCCCAACUACAGUAGGAGCCAUUCAUUCGUAGCCUCUGAUUACUCCGGAUAUAACGGUGGUGAAAACAUCUAUGAUACCAUUAAACAAGGAGAUGGUACGUCACUUUCGCAUUGUUAUGAAAGUAUACCGAACAGUCCGAGUAUGGUGAAGCUGAGGAACAACUUGAAGAAGCAGCUCGCUAGUGCAGUCCAGAAACGGUUGUCAUUUGAUAACGUGUCUAACAUUAGUCAGUCGACCCUAUCUAGUGAGCAGAAAACUAAUAGCAUAUACGGACAGCGUUCCGUAAUGAGUUACAACGGUCAGGAAAUAGCCUUCCAAGUACCGAGUAGCACAACCAGCGUCAGUGACAGGAGUGACCGGAGCGACGACUGGGUCGACGUCUCUGAUGAAGAAAAGACUGACGAGCAGAAAAUUGUUAUCGUGCGCGAAAGAAGUCGCGGAAGAAAAAGCCCGAUCAGCUGGUCGCAGAAAGUUCGACACCAAUGGCAAAAGACACCCAAACAGAAAAGCGAUGACAAAGACGGUGACAGCAGCGAAUCUGGUCACCUGUACGAAUCCCUGGAGCCAGCUCCAACACACCCCGCACACGCUGCACACGUGCCGCACGCGGGCCACGCGAGCUCUGCACUACAUGCACUGCCCCUUGAGGAUGAUUUCGACUCCUUCGACAGCGACACUGACUCCGAAGAUCAUGAUAAAUCCCCGAAUACGUACUCCGUGCCAGCGGUGCCUUCAACAAGGCUUCCAUCACCACCUAACGGGGGAGGGCCCUACACUCUCACGAAAAUCGCUAGCGCUGCUCAGAAGAAAAUGAGGCAAAUCAAACGAAACCUCACUAAGCGAUACUCGGUUGCUAUGGACGGCAAAACGUUAACAAAGUCACCACAACCGAACGGAACCUACGAUACGCCGAAAACCAAAAUCAAAGCGCCCAUCUACGCCAACUGCGAGAAGCCGGAAGUGCAACACGUUUACGCGAAUGUCACCUUCAACGAUUCGAAAAACGUGCUUAAUAAGACUGAGAAUCCCAUGUCAAAGAUCACGGGAAAUUUCAAAGAGGAACUUAAGACUGUAAUUGGUGACAAGAGACACAGCAAUGGUGACGUUCCUCCCCCAUUGCCAGAGAAGCCUCCGCCAGAAAAACUAACGAUACCAACUAACGACAGUAAAAAGGACUCCGGCACACUAUCGAGGAAGACAUACUUUUCAUUCAAGUCUCGGUUCAGGAGAGCUUCAUCUAUGGCGGUGGACAUAAACUCGGACGUGCCGAGCGCUCUCAAGAUCACCAACUCGACCUUCUACUUGACUGAUUCGAUGGACGGUGAUUCCGGCUUCAGCAAUUGCAGCGAUAGUGGCGCAGCGAGUGCGGCCAGUGCGACGAGCGCGGAAACGCUGUCGGCGUCGUCUCGGCGACGUGACGGUACGCGCGCGUGGGCUGAGUCGUCGCCGUGCCUGGCGCCCGCGCCGCUGGAGCGGCUGGAGCGGCCGGCGCAGCCGCCCCCUCCGCCCCCCACUGCCCCGCAUGUUGCGCACACGCACACUGACCUUAGCGCUGUCAACGAAGAAUUAAAGCGGCUCCUACCGACGCUGUCGCGCAAGGAGAAGAGCCCUAGAGCCCGAACCUCGUGGUAUGCUGAAUGUGGCGCCGAUUCCUCUUCACACACGCUAGUGACUACGCCUUCUUCUUGGUACGCGGAAGCUGGCCUGUAUCAAGCGGGUACCUCAUCUUCGUCGGGUGCAUCUUCCGGAUCCCACCCGGCCUCUCCUCUCCCGCACUCUCUGUUCACGCACGAGCCUCUCUACCAGUUUUACAACGCGGCGAAAGUAGAGUCGACGUGCCGUGAGAGCGGCGACUCGGACUCGGACGGGUACGAGGCGGGCGCUGCGCCGGCGCGGCCGUCAGCCAUGGCGCUGGUGGCGCCGCGCGGGCCCGCGCGCACGCUUUGGUGCGAGGUGCCGGAGGUGCUCAACUCCGCUGUACUCAGUUCGCUAGCUCCAGCGCAAAAACGCUUGCAGGAGGCAAAGUUCGAGGUGCUGACUUCUGAAGCUUCCUACCUUAACUCGCUGAACGUGUUGGAGGCGCAUUUUAUAUCGCACCCCGCCUUCCGCGACCCACAAGUGCUACCUCCGGAAGAUUGGGAAGCGCUAUUCGGUUCCAUAUUGCCAGUGCGCAGAUGCUCGCAGCUGCUGAUGGGCGAGCUGGAGAAGUGCUGGCAGGAGAACAUUCUGCUGCAGGACAUCUGCGACAUAGUGCGGCGACACGCGGAGGCGCGCUUCCACGUGUACGUGAAGUACUGCGAGCAGCAGGCGGCCAUGGUGCGCACACUGCAGCGCCUGCGCGCGCGCCCCUCCUUCGCCGCUGCGCUGCACAGGCUGGAGGCGCACCCGGCGUGCCAGAGCCUAUCGCUGCACUCGUUCCUGCUGCUGCCCAUGCAGCGCGUGACACGCCUGCCGCUGCUGCUUGACGCCGUGCUACGCUCGCUGCAGCCUGCCGACCGUGAGCACGACGCCUGCGUGCUGGCGCUCGCCACGCUCAACCACUUCGUGUCACAGUGUAACGAGGGAGCGCGCAAUACCGAGCGUAUUGAAGAGAUGUUCCGGCUGGCCAAAGCGAUCGAGUUUCCGCCACAAGUUCGCGAUCCACCUUUAUUAGGACCAGCCUGUUCGCGGAGAGACCGCAAACCAGUUAGAUGGCUGGUACGGUCCGGUGAAGUAACACAUCUGAUAUGGAAAGCAGAUGAACUGAAGCUGACAUUCGGCAAGAAAUUCCACAAGGUGCAGUUAUAUCUCUUCUUGUUCAACGAUCUGCUCGUCAUCACUAAAAAGAAAGGGGAGGAGUCGUUCGCGGCUGUGGACUGGUGCGCGCGGUCGCUGCUGGAGACGUGCGGCGGCGAGGCGGCGCCGCCCGCCGCCAAGCACGCGCUGCUGCUCACGCUACUGGAGAACCGCGACGCACGCACCGUCGAGAUGCUGGUGUCGUGCGCGAGCGAGACGGAGGUGCGGCGGUGGGGCGAGGCGCUGUCGCCGCCCGAGGCGCGCGCGGGCGAGGCGGUGUACGCGGGCUGGGACUGCCCGCAGGUGGCCGCGCUGCACGCCUACACGCCCGCGCAGCCCGACGAGCUGCCGCUCGCCGAGGGCGACGUCGUCAACGUCACGCGCAAGACCCAAGAGGGUUGGUACUAUGGCGAACGAACGCGGGACGGCGAAGCGGGCUGGUUCCCGGGCUCGUACACGGUGGAGAUCGCGUCAGCGCACGUGCGCGCGCGCAACCUGCGCCAGCGGUACCGCUUGCUGGCGCUCUCCGGCACAUACCUCGGCAACAGGAAGCGCGCCGCGUGA
Parnassius apollo (apollo) is the source of this 5637-nucleotide messenger RNA. The record is from the annotation of a GenBank genome assembly. NCBI's taxonomy places the organism in Eukaryota, Metazoa, Arthropoda, Insecta, Lepidoptera, Papilionidae.